Centropristis striata (black sea bass) is the source of this 2301-nucleotide messenger RNA. It is a transcript of the gene nradd, whose product is annotated as neurotrophin receptor associated death domain. The coding region runs from base 335 to 1525 and encodes 396 amino acids. NCBI's taxonomy places the organism in Eukaryota, Metazoa, Chordata, Actinopteri, Perciformes, Serranidae. The transcript has 6 exons. Gene Ontology annotation, cellular component: plasma membrane; cell surface. Gene Ontology annotation, molecular function: coreceptor activity; death receptor activity; nerve growth factor binding. The record is from RefSeq and is a predicted model, not a curated record. Gene Ontology annotation, biological process: Rho protein signal transduction.
GUCCGUGCAUCCUGCCAGCUGAAACAGAAGAAACUCUGUGUUAACUUACACAGAAGCAGCAGGGAGUGCAGUGGAAGAAGCAAAUGGGAGAAUCGACGGAUUACACAGUCUGCGUUUUGAAGCCGCUUUCUCGUGCGUAAAAACAUCUGAUCACCGGACUAUGAGCGAACUUUUCCCGUCUGCGGAAUCAGCACGUUUUAUGAGAAGUUGUUUUUUUUCAGUGUGACGUUAAGAUCGAGCGCAGUGAAAGUUUUGAUGACACUUUUUAAGCGGUUGUUGAGGGCUGCAGACUGAGAAAAGACGCACCAAUCUGUCCGCUUUGGAGACUGCAGACAUGAGACUGUUGGUCAUCUGCGCGCUCCUGCUGUUCAACGUUACCCUUGGAGAUGCCUGUGCCAGCAGCCAGUUCACUGAAUCGGGCCAGUGUUGCAGUCUGUGUCCUGCAGGCUUUGGAGUGGAGGCAGAGUGUGGGAAAGAGGAUACCAAGUGCUCACCAUGCCCAAAGGGAACAUUUUCCUCCUCUGAAGGCCUCGGCCCUUGCCUUCCCUGCGCCAAGUGCCCACGCAGUGUUCCCACAUCGGCCUCUUGCUCUGCCACUCAGGACACACAAUGUGAAUGUGACAACGGCUUCUUCUUUUUGACCAGCCACGGCCUGUGUGCACCUUGCUCCAAGUGCAAUUAUGGUGAGGGCGUUACGCGGGAGUGUGGUCCACAGGGAGACCGGCUGUGCAAGACCUGUGGUCCGGGAACGUUUUCUGAGGAACGUAUUAGCACCAAACCCUGCCAGAACUGCACCAAGUGCUCCGAUAGCGAGGUGGAGAUCCGACACUGCAUGCCCAACUCUGACACACUCUGCAUGGAUAAGAAGCUGCACAUCCUGUCUCGUCCUGCUCUGGGCGGGUCUGAUGCUCCUCGCUGGCCAGGUGGCGAUGAAGGGGAGACCAGUCCGGCUCCUGGGACGCCAAAGUUUACCCCACCGGAUGAGGGACGCAGCAACAAUAUUCUGGCCUACGUGUCUGUCCUGGCUGCCGUGGUGCUGGGGCUGCUUCUCUAUGUUGCUUAUAAAUGCUGGAGAUCCUGUAAACAGAAGAAGGCUCUUUCUAAGGCUCGUGCUGCUGAGUUGGGAGCGUCUCCAGAGGGAGAAAAGCUCCAAAGUGACAGCGGCGUUUUCCUGGACUCUCACAGCCUACAAGACAACCAGCCCAGCAAAGGUACUAAAAGGGACAGCAAGCAGGACAACCGUUUGUACAUCAACCUACCCCCCCACAGACAGGAGGAGGUGGAGCGCCUCCUGCAGGAGGGCGGGGGCCGGGGGUGGAGGCAGCUGGGCGCAGCACUGGGCUACGAGCCUGAACAGCUGGACCUGUUUGGGCGUGGAGAGGCCCCUGCUCACACGCUCCUCUCUAACUGGGCCCAGAAAGAAGGCUCCACUCUGGGACUGCUGUGUUCUGCACUGGCCCGCAUCGAGAGGCCUGAUGUGAUAACAGCUCUUAACAGCCCCACGCAGGGUGUUUCUUUGGUCUGAAGGCUUGUCAAACACACCUAUGACACUAAAAGUGAAGAACUUUGUCUGAAAUGACAAGGAAGGCACUCUGAUAUCAACAACUCUACCACUGUUGGAGGCUGGGACUGAUGGUUCUGAUUGUUUUGUUGGAGACUUAUAAUGCCCGUUAUUACUCAGAGAAAAAAAUAUUUUUGUAUCAGUCUCUGCUGCCCCAGUUUAUGUCACCAUUUGAUGUUAUAUGGGUCCAACUGCAUGAAAGAAUCUUCUGCCACAGAUCAUAUCACCACUUUCCCAGUGGAAAUGAACACUGAAUCUCCAGUAUGUUGCCGCCUCUCAUUGCCACUGCUGAAGGAACAACAUUUUGAACUCUGGUUAAGCCUCAACGCCUUUCUAAUGGACACCACAGAACCUUGGUCAUAUUGGAUUAGAACAUUGACCCCCUCCACACUACAAAAAAUACAUUUACAAUGUUGUUUACAUGCACACAAAUCCUGGUAUUUGUUUAGUGACAGGAAACAGAAUAAUGUGUUUACACGUGUUGCACAAGUGUGAUUACACUAAAGACCACUGUUUACAUCUCAUUUGGACAGUAAUCAGAUUUAUUCUCUGCCCCUUUUUAAAAAAAAAAAAAUAUCCGCCUUCCACGUGCUGUUGUAAACAAAUACGUCUUAGAUCAUGGAGCUUCUAGUUUAGCCAGCCUUGUUUUAUGAAUCACAACUUCAGCAACCUCUUUGGUAUUACAGUUGAUUUGUGCCAGAAGCAGACGGUUUGUUCCAACAACUCUGCUUUCCAACAUG